AUGAUCGCUAGAAUUGGUUUACGCGCUAAUAACUCAAACUGCCUUAGGGCGUUUGUGCAGCCAGCAGCAGCAGCCACCAGACUCGGCAACACACUUAAGAGCCCCUCAAAGCUGAUACACACACAGAAACUCAACGAAUCAGAAAAUCUCGCCCUCCUCAACCACCAAAGAAAUCUCAGACCUUCUUCCCCACAUUUCACUAUCUACCAGCCACAACUUACUUGGGUUGCUUCUAUUGCCAACAGAGUCACUGGCGUUGGUCUCUCUGCGGGUAUCUACGCCUUCGCUAUUGGAUACGUAACCCUGCCUUUAGCUGGCGCUGGAUUUGACAGCCAGUCUCUUAUCGAAAUCACCCAAUCUGCUCCUGUCUGGCUUAAGGCUUUGGUCAAGGUACCUAUCGCCGCUGCCUUCUCUUUCCACUCUCUCAACGGCAUUAGACAUUUGUUAUGGGAUACCGGCAGAUUCUUAACCCUCAAAGGCGCUUACCAAACUGGAUACGCCGUACUUGGUCUCACUGCUGUGUCUACAAUUGGCUUGAUGUUACUCUGA
Molecule: messenger RNA, 549 nt
Organism: Wallemia ichthyophaga EXF-994
Lineage: Eukaryota; Fungi; Basidiomycota; Wallemiomycetes; Wallemiales; Wallemiaceae
Exons: 3
Coding region: 1-549 (182 amino acids)
Biological process (GO): mitochondrial electron transport, succinate to ubiquinone; tricarboxylic acid cycle
Cellular component (GO): membrane
Molecular function (GO): electron transfer activity; succinate dehydrogenase activity
Source: RefSeq, a predicted model, not a curated record